Messenger RNA from Cajanus cajan (pigeon pea), 3153 nucleotides. RefSeq names its product zinc finger protein 7. The record is from RefSeq and is a predicted model, not a curated record. NCBI's taxonomy places the organism in Eukaryota, Viridiplantae, Streptophyta, Magnoliopsida, Fabales, Fabaceae.
CCCACGCAGAUGCCCUGGAUGGACAUGGAAAACUGUUCUGAAAUAGCUACCGACCAUGCUAUCUUGUUUCCAACUUUUUACUAGCAUUAUUGGAAAUAAGAAGGAUACCCUUCUCCCCCACAACACAUCAAAUCAAAAAGCAAUGAAAAGCCAAACCAACCCUACCUUACGUAUGCUUAAACUCAGAAGUCAGAUCCUACUUUCACUAUCAAUAAGAAUAUAAAAGGUGGGAAAUAAACAAAUCAAUCCAUAUAGCAGUGGAUAAACAUGAAGACUCCAUCUUAGAAACCCAUCAUAUCUGAUAUCUAUCCUACUCUAGGAAAAAGUAUAGCAUAUAGAUUUGUUACAUGAUGUUGUAAGGAGUACACAUGGCAGGCAGUUCAAAUAAAUUGUGAGAUUUGAUUUUGACAACGGAUGGAAUGAUUUAGUAUUGUCAACCUAAUAUUUAUAUGGCUAUUCCUAAGAUAGCCAGGAAAGAAUAGAACUUUGCAAGGAUAAAAGAGGAAAAAGGAGAAAAUAAGAUAGUGGGGAAUCCUAAGCUUGAAGGGGCGCAACAGUGAAGAUGACAUAAGCAUUGUUCCUUACAGAACCAAGCAUCAACAGGUGGGGUUAGUGAUUGGUAUGACAAAAAAUAAAAAACAUCCCAUCUCACUUGCAUUACACUUUGAUACCCCUGUCCAUUAGGUUUUUGAUCUAACCUUAAAAGGAUUCCAAUGAGCCUUUUUUCAUCUAUUCAACUUCCCUUGAUCACCAGAACUCAUCUAAAAUGAUGAUCAAAGAAGAUGAAACAACUCUUACAACAUCCAAAGAACAACAAGGUGAAGUAAUGAACGGAGACAAGGACAAUUAUGGAAGCGAAGAUGACAAUCCCAAAGAGUGGUUGAACCUGAGCAUAGGAGGCACUUCACUCUCAAAUGCUGGAGACUCUGAUUCACAAUCAAGACCAUCCACUGCCAAAGUUUUUUCAUGCAACUUCUGCAUGAGGAAGUUCUUCAGUUCACAAGCAUUAGGAGGUCAUCAGAACGCCCACAAGAGGGAGAGGGGAGCUGCAAGAAGAUACCAAUCUCAGAGGUCCAUGGCUAUAAUGGGAUUCUCCAUGAAUACACCCAUGUUUCGGUCACUUGGUGUGCAGCCUCAUUCACUCGUGCAAAAGCCAUGCAGAGGUGGUACUAUGGUGGCACCGAGCUUUCAUGAUGCACAUGCAAGGCUUGGGGUGGCGUGGACACCUUUCUCGUCUGAGGAUCAAACGGAUAUGGUGUGGCCAGGAAGCUUUCGCUUGGUUCCACAACAGCCUCAGCCACCACAGGAGCCACUCAAGCUUGAUUUAGACCUCAGACUCUGAUUGGGUUUUUCGUCUCAGCUUGAGACUUUAUCCUCCUUUUGAGCCAAAAGACCCUGAUCGUUAAUCUAAGCAGGAAAAAAGACAGUUUACUUGGCAGAGUCGAUAACUCAGAUGAUGAUGGUACUGCAUGGUAAAUGGUAGGAGAAUUGUAGUUUCCUUUGUCUAUUUAUGCUUACAUCUUUAGCACCAGAAAACCCAAACUAUAACACCCGGCUAUCUAUUUUCCUUCAUGCUUAAAAUAAUUCCACAUGCGUAGUGCUCACUUGACAUGUUGCUGACAUAAGAAGAUUAUGCUUUUCGACAUUAAAAUUGUGAUUUUCUUCCGGCAUGAACUUCGAUCAUCUUAAUCGAUUGACAAACAGCAACAACUACCUCAACACUUUGUGGAUGCUAGGUACGUUCGAGAUGGGAUGCUUCCAAAAUAUGUAAAGCUUAAAUUUUUAUCAGAUAGAUUUUAACAAAUGAUGACAAAUCCAGUGAGAUUUUCCAGAAUGAAAUUUUCAGUAAGACAGUUGAUGCUACUAUGGCCAUGUACAGAGGGGGAAAAUCCUGAAUUAUUUCAUAACGCUAAAUUCACAAUGAUUUCUAUUCAAAGUUCGGAAUUUUUAACAGGCUUUCACAAAUCAUAGCUGUGUUGACAAAAAAUAUCUUUGAAAUGACGGGUCAAGGUACGCUUAUGUUUGCCAACACUAAAGUAAUACAUAUUCCUACUUUGCUUAACCUACGAGGGGUUUUGUUAUCUAAGCCAUGCUUUACUUCAAAAUAAUGAUUUAAUUGUAGAGUGUUAUCUGCUAAAUACAUUUGACUUGCUUUAAAAUAGCGUUUCGUGAACAAAAUACAUGAGCGAUAGAUACAGAGGCAACCCCAAAAAGCCUUUCCAAAUGCAUAUUGUAAACUUCUGCUCUGUUCCAUGCAUUUCCUUUUUCCUUUAAAAUGAAAGACAUUACUUUAAAGGGGGGUGUGGAAAGUCAUAGCUAUUAGAAAAUUAAUAGUUAAAAUUGUGAUCAGAUGCUUAAGCUUGUAUAUAAAAAGUGAAAAUUUUUAUACGUCAUCCAUUGAUUUUGUAAGUAAUGGCUAUAACUUCUCACUUUUUCAUGUAAAAUGGAUCCCUCGUAGAGAAGUCAGAUCCCUCUCCCCAACUCUUAUGUACAGGAACAAAACAUGAUCAACAUGCAUCUAGAGCUUAUCUCAUGAGAAGCAAAUUAUGGUUUCAAACUGCAAUGGUAAAGGAUGAAUACAAUAUGAACAAGUUAAGAAUUGAUUAGAAACCCUUUUUGCAUUAUGGGAAUUUGCAGCCUUAUAUCUUUAAGAGGAAAUUGCAAGCUUUUGGGUAGUAUGCUUUAUGAUGGGGAGCUUCUGGCUGAUGAUGCUUGGAUCACCAUACGCAGCAGAAUCAAAAGGGUGCCCUUUCUGCAUCAAUCAAUCAGACAGUCAAGUACAAUUAGAAAGGCGCUCAGCAUUAAAAUGUAACUUGUAAAUGAUAGCCAACAUGGCAACUAUUUACAAUUGCUAUAUAUUUUUUCUUAUAUAAGUGGGAAAUAUUUAUAAUUGCUAUAUAAUCAAUUUUGUGCUUUCAAUCUUAUAAAUGUGUCUUUGAGAAUUCAAUAUCAUAUAGGCACACUAAGCGUCACAACUUCUAUCAUUAGUAUUGUUUCUUGAAAAUAUUCGUUCAAAAUUUUGAAAAAGGUGAAGAAGCUUUAAAGAAUCUAGACAACUCAAUCACCUCUCGUUUUGAGUUGUUGAAGCCAUCUGGUUAACACCACUUGAUCCGUGAUCUCAUACAAAAAAAAAAAAAAAAAAUGUAUAGAAAA